AUGGGAAAGCUUCACAAGAAGGGAAAGGCCGGAGCAGCCAUCAACUACAUCACUCGUAACCAGGCUCUGAAGAAGCUCCAGGUCACUCUUGCCGACUUCCGUCGCUUGUGUAUUCUCAAGGGUAUCUACCCCCGCGAGCCCAAGAACAAGAAGAAGGCCAACAAGGGUUCGACAGCACCCUCGACAUUCUACUAUGCCAAGGACAUCCAGUACCUGAUGCACGAGCCCAUCCUGGGCAAGUUCCGUGAAUACAAGACAUUCGCCAAGAAGAUGGCUAAGGUCAUGUCCAAGGGUCAGUACAGCACGGCCAAGACCCUGGCCGAGAACAAGCCCAUCUACACAUUGGACCACCUCAUCAAAGAACGCUACCCUACCUUCACAGAUGCCCUCCGUGAUCUCGACGAUGCUCUGUGUAUGAUCUUCUUGUUCGCCACCAUGCCCAAGACCGAGAAGAUCAAGUCCGAGACCAUCGAGAACUGCCAGCGCCUCGCUGCCGAGUUCCAGCACUAUAUCCUCCACACCCGCAGCUUGAGAAAGACCUUCCUGUCUAUCAAGGGAAUCUAUUAUCAGGCCGAGAUCAAGGGACAGACCGUCACCUGGCUCGUCCCAUACCAGUUCUCUCAGAACGUCCCUACGGAUGUUGAUUUCCGUGUGAUGUUGACUUUCUUGGAGUUCCACCAGACAUUGUGCGGAUUCGUCAACUACAGACUGUACUCAGAUGUCAACCUGGUCUACCCACCUACAUUGGAUCUCAAGUUGGACGAGGGCGGUGCCGGCAUGAACGCUCUUAUCAUCGAGUCGACCCAGUCUUCGGCCAACAUUGCCAAGACUGUCAGCCAGUCUACCACCAGCACUGUCGCCGCUUCAUUAUCCAAGGAGGAGAAGCAGCGUCUUCAGGAAUCAGAAAAGAGAAUCAAGUCUCUUUCCAGCAAGAUUGCUCACAUUCAGGAGACCGAGGAUAACACCACCACAACCACUGAGAUCGACCAGGAUGCUGACAGUGCCAUGGACGAGUUCCCCGCCCCCCUGCCAAACUUGGACGGUACUGCUGCUGGCACAGUGACGUUCACGGAUAUCCAGAGGGCUUCUCAACACUUGACGCAUUUCCAGUCCCUAUUCAGCAACUGUGUCAUUUUCCUCUCGCGUGAGGUCCCCCGCUACUCACUCGAGUUUGUCCUCCGUGCUUUGGGAGCCCAGGUCGGAUGGGAUGCCGUCCUCGGCGAGGGUUCGCCCUUUGACGAGAACGAUGACCGGAUCACUCACCAGAUCAGCGAUCGUCCCACUCAGGGACAUCGUUUCUUGAGCCGUCAAUAUGUCCAGCCCCAGUGGGCCUAUGAUUGCAUUAACGCCGGAAAGAUCUUGGUUGGUGAUACUUACUUUGUCGGCAAGACCCUCCCUCCUCACUUGUCGCCCUUCGUUGAGGCCAAGGAGGGUGAUUACGUUCCCGAUGCUAACCAGUUCGAGGGCCAGACCGAGGACUUGGCUAUCGAGAGCGAUGAUGAGGAGGAAGAGGACGAGGAUGAGGAGGAUGAGGAUGAGGAGGAUGCUGACGAGGACGAGGAUGAGGAUGCCGAGCAUAAGGAUCUCCACCAGAUUGAGUUGGAGGCCGAGGCCAAGGGUGUUGCAUUCACAGAAUUCGAGGCCAAGGAGAACAAGAAGAAGAUCAAGGCCACCAAGGCUGCCAAGGCUGCCGAGCCCGCCUCAACUGCACCUACAACAAGAUCUGCCGGCAAGAAGCGUACAGCUGCCGAGGCUGAGGCUGAGGAGGCCAAGGAGUUGGCCAAGAUCAUGAUGACCAACAAGCAGCAGAAGCUCUACACCAAGAUCCAGUACGGCAAGAACAAGAAGGCUGCCGAGGUCGAGAAGCUCACUCAGAAGAAGGAGCUGUUGGCCAAGUCCGCCAAGGCCUCUGCCAACAAGAAGGCCAAGAAGUAA
Molecule: messenger RNA, 1935 nt
Organism: Linnemannia hyalina
Lineage: Eukaryota; Fungi; Mortierellomycota; Mortierellomycetes; Mortierellales; Mortierellaceae
Source: the annotation of a GenBank genome assembly